Tribolium castaneum (red flour beetle) is the source of this 6716-nucleotide messenger RNA. It is a transcript of the gene RhoGAPp190, whose product is annotated as Rho GTPase activating protein p190. Gene Ontology annotation, biological process: regulation of cell size; regulation of axonogenesis; Rho protein signal transduction. The record is from RefSeq and is a predicted model, not a curated record. Gene Ontology annotation, cellular component: cytosol. Bases 401 to 5461 code for a protein of 1686 amino acids. Lineage: Eukaryota; Metazoa; Arthropoda; Insecta; Coleoptera; Tenebrionidae. The transcript is spliced from 27 exons. Gene Ontology annotation, molecular function: GTPase activity; GTP binding; GTPase activator activity.
CGCACCCUGAAACAAUUAAUGUUUUUUUUUAUUCAGUCCUUUGGAGUGGAUUUACCAAAAUCGGUGCGUUUUUUGCGCAAAGGCCUGAAACGCGUGUCUUAAUCGGGAUUUCCACGUAAUUAAGAUAAGAUAUCACGAUCUGAUGUGUUAUCACCACGAAAAGAAAUUUUUUGGAAAAAGUCCACAGUCUCGAGCCCCUGCCCCGAACUGAGCGAAUCUCGAUGCAAUUAAGUUGUGACAGGUCAAUUAUGGUAUGGCAUAUCUUGUUUUUCACAUGUUACGAAUAAAAUGAGCUUUAAAACACCACGGAAAUCAAUCUUGUUCAUCUCGGAUCUUAAGAUUAUUCAAAUGACUAUUUAUCGUCAACGUUAUGACACAUAGGAGUUGAUAAGAGACUAACAUGGCCCGAAAAGCAGACACUGUACGCACGAUUAACGUGGCCGUUGUGGGGCUGUCUGGCAUGGAGAAGGACAAGGGGCACGCAGGAGUCGGCAAGUCCUGCCUCUGUAACCGCUUCAUGCGCUCGCACGCCGACGACUACAACGUCGACCACAUCUCAGUCCUGAGCCAGACGGACUUCAGCGGCCGUGUCGUUAAUAACGACCAUUUUUUGUACUGGGGCGAGGUAAUUAAAACAUCAGAGGAAGGAAUCGACUAUCAGUUCAGUGUGAUUGAGCAAACUGAGUUCAUAGACGAUGCGUCUUUCCAGCCUUUUAAAGGCGGCAAGAUGGAGCCUUAUAUAAAACGGUGUGCGGCUACGAAAAUCCAGUCGGCGGAGAAACUGAUGUACAUUUGCAAAAAUCAGUUAGGUAUUGAGAAAGAAUACGAGCAGAAAGUCCUACCGGACGGGAAACUAAACAUAGACGGUUUUAUAUGUGUUUUCGAUGUCAGUAUUGUGCCAAGCAGAUCUUUAGAAAAGCAAGUAGAAAUAGUCGCUGCGAUUUUGAAUAACUUAGUUAAGACUAAAAAGCCGGUUGUGUUUGUGACGACAAAAAACGACGACGCUAACGAGCUGUUUGUCCGAGAGGCGGAUAAGCUGAUCCAGCGGAAAGACUACAAGGGGGCUGUUCCGUUGGUUGAGACCUCCGCGCACGAUAACGUUAACGUCGACUUGGCGUUUAUGUUGUUGGCACAAAUCAUCGACAGGAGUAAAGUCAGGUCUAAGAUCACUCCAUACGUGGAGGCCGCCCGAGCCCGCAAGGAAUUGAUGGAUGUAGCCAGCGAGGCCUUCAUGAGACUCAUAAGGCUCCACGUGACGGACUGUCGGGCUCUUUGGUCGCACACCGUCAAAAAAUUAAACUCGCAUAAGGAGUGGAUUUAUUUCGUUCAAUUAUUCGGUUUAGACGGAACGCAGAGGUUGUUUAGGCGACACAUCAAAAAGCUAAAAGACGAGCAACUCGCCAAGCGGAUCGCGCACUAUAUGGAGAUGUUGCCUGACGUUUUGCACGAACUAGUCCCUGAUAUCAAUACUCUAACUGAUAGUGAUUGGCCAUCUGUCCAGCAGUACCUGAAGUCGCACCCGGAUUUCACCCAGUAUUUUUACGAGUGUCCCGAAGACAUGCCAUGGACUGAGUGCGAGCUUGAGUCGGAUAACGAGGAGACGCGCAUUCCGUUCGACGUUUUGGAAAUAAGUGAUGCUGAAACUGUCUUCAAAAACCACAUCAAUGUGCUGCAACAGGAGCAGAAGCGAUUAGAGAUGCCAAAGAGAUGGAAGAAACAGUUUAAGCAGCUACUUGAAGACACCGGUUAUGUGACACCUGGGAAGCAUUUGUCGGAAGUUAGGGUCUUGUUUAUGGGGAGGGAGUGUUUUGAAGCCUUGUCGGAGCACGACUGCCAACAAAUCUACGAUGCGCAUCAAAGAGAACUAAUUGAAAACGCCAAACAUAAUUUUCAGGAACUUCUUCUGGAACACGCCGAUUUAUUCUAUCAUUUUAAAAGUAUCGCACCAACUGGAACAAUAACACAAGAUGAUAUUAAAGAGAUUAUAGAUGUAUUACAAGAUGAUUUUAGAUAUAAGAUGUUGGAUCGUUUGGAUCAAGAUAGAAAAGUAAUGCUUUUUCAACACUUAGGUUUUAUUCAUUGUCCAAUUAGGGAGCAUUGUCCUGCAUUUCCUAAUUGUAUGGACGCUCUAAUAGAACGAAUCUUAGCAACAAAAGCUCAUAGACCCUCUUCUUGGAACCACAGUAACCAGUGGUUAAUAAGUUCAGACAAUAAUCAGCUUCAUCUACUCAUUCUUGGGGCAGACAACUUGGCUGAGAACUUGGCAGCUAAAAUUCGAGCCCAAUGUGAGGACGAUGAGUACGAAAUAGACUGUCAGUUUUACAGUUUGGAUUAUAGAAUUAUAAACGGAGAUGUUAGUUUGCCGCAUAACUCAUUUCGUACCGCCGAUUUUGUACCGCAUGGAAGCUUCUGUGUAUAUUCAAAUGCUGAAUCUUUCGAAUAUAUUCGGGAGAGUUUAGAAAAAACAUUGUUAUCGAACUUGGAACAGGAGGAUAAGCUUCCAUUUCAAGGAUUACCAAUUGUGUUGAUGUUUUUACAAGACUCAUAUAUUGAAGAAAAAGAUGUGAUAAAAUUAAGAGAAGAAGGCCAAAGCUUAGCUGAUAGUUUACAGUGUCCUUUUAUGGAUGUUUGUCUCGACCAGAUUAGUGAGGAACAGCUAGUUUCCGAUGCAUUACACCAACUUGUUCAAAGUAUUCACCAUAGGGCAGGUUUUUUAAAUAUUUACCAAUCCGUUAUUGAAUGUGUCGAACCUGACAUUAGAAUUAUAAUGUGUACGUUUUGCGGCGAUUCUUAUUCAAUAGAAAACGUUUUAGCGCCGCUUUUAUCACACCAGUGUUGCUUUUUAUCGGCAGAAAGAAGUAUUAUCUUAGAGACGUUUUUGGGCGAUUCAAAACGAAAAGUAGAAGUUAUUGUUUCAUCAUUCCAUGGAGCCAAUGCAUUCCGCGAUGAACUCGUCCACGGAUUCAUUUUAGUCUAUUCCACAAAAAGAAAAGCAUCUUUAGCCACUUUAAAUGCAUUUUCGAUGAAUAUUCCAAACUUGCCAAUUCAAAUUUUGGCGGUUACCGAUUCCGGAGGAGCAAACGCGUUUUUUAAUAAUGACUUGAGUCAUCUUUUAAUUACCGAAGGUAACGCCACUGCUGAUCGACUCCACGCACAUUUUAUGACCACAUCUUCGUCGAGCCAGCAAAAAACUGCCUUUUUUACACCAUUUUUCAAAGAGGUUUGGGAGAAGAAACCCGAAAUUGAGCAGGCCUUCCAUAUGGAAGAACCCUCAGGUCUGGACGAUAGUGGCGAGGGCACUUUAGAACACCCACGGUCGCAGCGACACGGCCACCCACUACCGCCACCUAGGCAUGAGAGCUACCAGCUGAAACUAAACGACGGUAGCGGGAGUGAAAACUACGAACUGAACGGACCCGACGAAAGGCUCAGUUCCAGUGAUCAUAGCGAUAAGUAUUCCCACAUCUACAUGUACGGCAACGAAAACGGCGAUAUCACGAAAAAGCGUUCGCUGCAUCAAGGCUUCCAGGUGUACCCGCCACCCACCACCCCGCCGGAACCGGCCCCGCCUGACCACCCCCUGAUCUCGCGCAUUCCGAAAAGAGGUCCAAUGCUAUCGGCGUCGCAAACAAGCCUAGACGAGAUUACGUCUGACAUUAGUGGAUCAAGAGAAUCACUAGCAACGCAUGAUUCAGAUGGCGAAGGCGACCAACCAGUGUCCAUCUCUGGGAGCGCUUGGAAUAAUUACGGCCAACAUGCGUUCACGACUGGACGAAGACACGUCAGUGUGUCGGAAUCCAGGCCUAAAGGAAUCUCUCAAACUUUAAAACAACCGGGAAAGCUCAAUUUGAAAAAUUAUUCGGUAGUGACGGAAGCCAUAGCUCGGAUGAACGUAAGUGGCAAAGAUAUACGCAAUACUAAUUUUGGAAAUGCUCCAUUGGCCACACCAGAGGUAGUUGAUUUAGGAUGUGAAUAUGCGCAGGUCAAAGAUAUGGUGCACAACAUGUAUCCUCCUGAUGCUGAAUACAUGUACACUUUGGUACAGGACGCAGUCAGCGGGAAAUCAAAAUUGAGACAACGUAGGGAGAAAGGCCAGCCAUUUUCAGCUUAUUCUGAUACAGAUAGCGAAUGGAGCAGCCUCGAGCGGAGGCAACGAGCAAGCGAGGUUUAUUCCAAAGUGAACCGAAAAUCGGGGACUCACAAAAGACAGCGCAAAAAGCGCACCGCCAUCCCGGUGCAGCCUCCGAGAGUGCCCCAACUUGGGGGAUUCACGCUGCCGUCAGUCCACUCUACGCCGCACGUCGAUCUAGAUCCCGACAAGACAAAUGUGGGGAGUGAGUCCAACUCGGACUCGUCCGAGGGCAGCGACGCCGAGCAAGCUAGGACUGGAACCGCCGAUAGUCGCAAUCGAUUCUCGCAAAAGCGAUCUUUUAGUUUAAAGAAACGCGUGCCUGUGUCAGAAUUGCAUAACACUCACAACUUAAAUAUCCAAUUGCAUUCUCCAGAUUUAUUUUCGAUUAAACCAAAUUCUUAUGGCAUUAUACACGAUGAUGAGUCUAGUUUGGAUGUUUCAUCGCCACGCGACAAUAAUUCACCGAUGUUUGGGGUACUGCCAAAAAUGAAGGAAUCCGAUAGGGAGAAGUUGUUAAGAAAACGCGAAAAACAGAAAGCCAAAGACGAUUCGAAGCUGGAGAAGCAACGCCGGUUGAAGGAGGAAAAGUUGAGGAAAGUGGCCGAUAAGGAGAAGGAACGGGACAAGAAGAAGCAACAGAAAAUCAAACAAAAGGCAUUGUCGCUUUCGGCAGCGCCUUCGAAAUUGUCCGAUUUCAUUCAGAACGAAAACAAUUACAUACCGAUUUUUUUGGAGAAGUGUGUUAAGUUUAUCGAGAGUGAGGGGUUGGAGUCUGAGGGUAUUUACCGAGUGCCGGGUAACAGGGCCCACGUGGACCUGCUUUUCCAGAAAUUUGACGAAGACCCGAAUGUUGAUAUUCACGAGCUCGAUAUUCCCGUGAAUGCUGUCGCUACGGCUUUGAAAGACUUCGUUUCCAAGAGAUUGCCGCCGCUGUUUGAAGAGGACGUGAUGUCUGAAUUGGAGGAGAUUGCAGUUCCAGGAACGCGUAUUAAACCAAUGGCGACGACUACCGGAAACGUCGAAGUUAAAACCGACCGGAGUUGCCGUUUGCUUGCGUUGCGCAGUAUGUUGGAGAAGUUACCGAAAGUGAAUUUCCAGGUGUUAAAGUUUGUGUUCCAACACUUUGUGAAGGUUGCGGAAAAUUCGAAAUUGAAUAAUAUGGAUAGCAAGAAUUUGGCGAUUUGUUGGUGGCCGACGUUGUUACCGAUUGAGUUUAGCGAUAUGGGGAGGUUUGAGCAGAUGAGGCCCUAUUUGGAGGAUAUUGUACAAACGAUGAUAAAUCAAUACCCAUUCCUGUUUUGUGGCAAAGAGGCUUUCGUAAUGGUUUAGUAAUAUAAUAACAUGCCAAAAACGCACAAUUUGCUACAGUAAUCUGAUUUCUGGCAUUCCAUCAUUUGUUGUUAUAUUUGGAGAGGCCUUGAUUUUGUAAUUAAUGUAUUCGCAGUAGAGAUGUGUCAAAAAAUUAUUUUAAGAUGUUACUAGUACUAGAAUUUACAAUUUUGAUCCAAAGAUGUUAAUAAUUACUGUGUGAUACCUUAUUAAUAAUUUUUGUGACACCAGUGGUGAUUUGUAUUUUUACAAUUACUGUAGGAUGUUUCAUUGAUAAAACUAGUAGUAUGAAAAUUUUAUAAAAUUAGUAUGUGAGGAAUUGAGAAGAUGCUUGUGUGUACGCCUUCAUUUAACGAUCUGUGUUUAAUGUAAAUUCCCCACGUUCAGUUAUUAAUGUCUUUUCUAGAAUAGUAAGUGUGACAUCCGUUCAAAAAUUUGUUGCCCUCCUAAAUAUCAACGAGAUUGUGGCAAUGGCUGCUGUGUCCAUUACUCAGAUAAUAUUAAUGUUCCUAUUAUCAUUGUAUUAUUUUUAUGAUAGUAUUGAACUUGUAUUAUACAGUAACUUGGGUAUUGAAAAGUUAAAAAAACAGCUUUAUUAACAUGACUAUAAUUGGAUUAGUACAAUAUAAAAUAAAUAUUGUCCAGAAUGAGUGUGGAACUGAGUCUCAAUUUGUGUGAUGCGGCGCUGCAUGACAAAUAUUGGGGUGUGCCAAGCUAAUUUCUAGUCUGGAUGUUGAUGGCCUACGCCACCCUGCACAUUUUUGUAAUUCAAUUUAUUUAGCUAAUCUCAUCAAAGUGAUAUUUUAUGUUGUAACUUAUAAAGUAUUUUAUUUGAUAUUUUUAAUUGUAUUAUCUAUGCAAUAUGAAGUAUUGUGCAAUUCAAGAAAAACCUUCGUAACAAUAGGAAUUGAAGAACAGAUCAGCUCUGGCUCCAGAUUUUUGGUCAGACUGAACCUAGUUUUAAGCUUUCAUUUGCUUAACGGCUUGUGGGUCUUGGUGUUGUAUAUAUCAUUCACCAUUUACUUUCUUUUGCAUUUACUAAGACCCAUGAAUUGUGAAAAGUAUGUUUCUUAGGCUCUAAUAAUUUCAAUGUACCAUAUGUGGAUAUAUCGUAGAUUACGUUUCUGGGCUGUCUCAUGCAGUAAUGGCCCCGUUAAGGGUUAAAACUCUGUUUUUGUAACGAAGAUUUGUAUCAAUAUUUAUCAACUGCCUAAUAAUAAUUGUAUGCUAGAAUAAAUGUUUUUUAUUAUCGUAA